UGUAAAUAUUAUUACAUUUUUGUCACAAAAAUAAUAUUCAUUCAUACAAUCAGUUCAGUUGAUCCCAAGAUAUGGCACAACAGAUAACACAAAGGAUGGCAUCACUCGAGACCACAGAUGACGGCGAAGACAACAUUCAACAGCCACAAAUGUAUGCGAAGAACUCAAUGGACAGAUUCGGUGAUGACAUGUGUGCACUCAUAUUGUCUUAUAUCACAUUUGAGGACCGAUUCCGUUACGAAUGUGUGUCUAAACAGUUCCAGAGGACAGUCUUCGAGAGUGUUGUCGACAUUCAUAUCUACAACCGUUUAAUUGAAAAAAUAUUGAGCGGAAAGACAAUUGACGUCCAAAUGUUGGCCACAAUUGCCAUAAAGUGUGCAAACAUUAAGACCAUUGACUGUCGAGGAAUAGGUUACACAUAUGAGAGACAUAUUCCCGAAGUGUUGAACACAUUUCGAGACAAUUGCCGCCAUUUAAGAGAUAUUUGCACUAAAUUAGUGAACGAUAGCUCGAAAUCGUUGCAAACGUUUGGAUCAUUGGUCACAGAAAUUGGCUCUUUUUCUCCAUAUCAUGAACUCAUUGAUUGCCAGCGAUUGUCAAAAAUGUCGACAAUGAGAAUAUCUGAUGUCUUCGACACCACUUCCGGCCGACUAUUGGUGAAGAAUUUGCGGAGAAUUGAGUUGAGAACACAUUCGAGUGAUAGUAAGGAACUGUUGUCUGCAUUCGUGGCACACAAUCAGUCACUCAAGAGCUUUACCGUAGAUCUGAUUAAUCUUCGAUUUGAUAAGCCGUUGACCGAAAUAAAUCAGAAUAUGGCACAACAGAUGAAACACUUGAAAACAUCACUCGAGAUUAGAGAUGACGGCAAUGAAGACAACAGACAACAGAACUCAAUGGACAGAUUCGGCGACAAUUUGUGUGCACUUCUAUUGUCUUAUCUCUCACUCGAAGAUCGGUUUCGAUUGGAAUGUGUGUCCAAACAGUUCCAGAGGACUGUCUUUUUAAAUGUUAUGAGCAUUCAUAUCAACGAAGAGUUUGUUAAUAAAUUAAUAGAAAAUAACACGAUUGACACCAAGUAUUUGGAUAACAUCUCAAGACUACCGGCGCUGCAAACGCUUGUCAUUCACUGCCGUUAUUAUAAUAAUUGCAGCGAUAAUGAUAUCGAAAACCUGUUCCCCGAAAGACCUAAACUCAAACUCAUUGAAAUCUAU
This is a messenger RNA of Medioppia subpectinata, 1211 nucleotides long. The record is from the annotation of a GenBank genome assembly. NCBI's taxonomy places the organism in Eukaryota, Metazoa, Arthropoda, Arachnida, Sarcoptiformes, Oppiidae.